UCGCGCAAUGUCCAUCGCGAGUGACAGUUCACAAAUAUACAUCCUCGCCAUUAACAUAUAAGAGAAUCCCAUCCUGUACGACAACAACAGCGGAUACAGCUAGCUAGGCCUAGCAGCAGUCUCGAGUUAUACAUAAUCGGUGUUGAUUUCCUAUAUUAACAAAUUAGCCUUUAGCUCUUCGCACUCGGUUAUGUCUACGGUGACGACGUUCGGUAGUCUUAGCUGCAGCCAACAACAACGUAAAUCGUCAUCGUCGUCGCAUCGUCGUCGUCCUCGCGGGGCCUCAACCGUCGAUCGUUGAGCGUGUUUUUUCCCGGGCUUAGAGGAGCCGCAGCCAUCUAGGCGAGCGCGAAGAAAGUGUCGCCGCGACCAACGACGAGUGAAACGGCCCCCGGCCAGCAGCAGCUGUCGUCAACAUGCCGGAGGACAUGUUGAGCGGCGACAUAUGCCGAGUGUGUCGGUCCGAGGGCGCCGCGGACCGACCGCUCUUCCAUCCCUGCAUAUGCACGGGCAGCAUCAAGUGGAUCCAUCAGGACUGCCUCAUGCAGUGGAUGCGCUACUCGCGCAAGGAGUACUGCGAGCUGUGCGGCCAUCGGUUCUCGUUUACGCCGAUCUACAGUCCGGACAUGCCGAGGAGGCUGCCUCUCAGGGACGUCGUGGGCGGAUUGUGCGCAAGCGUCGUCACGGCCAUGAAGUACUGGAUGCACUACACGCUGGUGGCCGUCGCCUGGCUGGGCAUCGUGCCUCUCACGGCUUGUCGCACCUACAGAGCCGUGUUCAGCGGCUCGUUGGAUCUCGUCAAGCUCAUGUCUUUGCCAAUGGAUAUGUUGUCGACCGAGAACAUAUCGUCCGAUAUCUUUCACGGUUGCUUUGUGAUAUCUUGUACUCUGUUCACGUUCCUGGGAUUGGUCUGGCUGCGAGAGCAGAUCCUGCACGCCGGCGGACCCGACUGGCUGGAGCGGGAAAAUCCGCCGCUGCCACCCGUGGACAAUCCCGCACCGGCCGCGGUCGAGCAGCCUAACAAUCAGGGAGCCGCGAGGGGAGCGCAAGACAACAACAAUGUACCGCCGUUCGCCGAAGAACCGAGAGACGACGCUGAAAUCGAGCCGCUGAGAAUAUUUCGCAACGUGCGUCAGGUCCGAUGGAACAAUCGGCCGCGCAUCGAGCACGAUCCAGCCGAGGACGCCGGCGACGAGGGCGAGUCCGACGAGGAGGAAAACAAUCAGGCCGUCGGCGGAGGUGGGCCAGCAGUAGCGGCGGCGGCCGCGGUUGCCGAUGCAGCUGCCGAUCAACAGCAGGCACAGCAGCCGCUGCAGCAGCAGCAGCAGGCCAACGAGUGGCGCGACCCACCUCAAGGCGAGGCCGAGGAGGCCAACUGGAAUCCCAUGGAGUGGGAUCGCCCGGCCGAAGAGCUCACUUGGGAGCGUUUGUUGGGUCUGGAUGGGUCCUUGCUGUUUCUGGAGCAUGUAUUUUGGGUGAUGUCGCUCAAUACUCUAUUCAUACUGUUCUUCGCUUUUCUACCUUAUCGAGUCGGUUAUUCAACGAUCUCGUUGCUCGGUGGCGAAGAAUUAGUCGUUGCCUCCCACUUUGAAGGACCAGUCACGACUCUGGUUGGUUAUUGCGUGGUUGGUAUGUGCCUCAUAGUAUUGCACGCCAUCGCUGCAGUGCUAGGUUUCCAACGGUCUCAAAGAAUUCUUGGACUUGGCUAUGUCAUAGUAAAGGUUUCCUUACUAAGCGUUGUGGAGAUUGGUGUCCUGCCUCUCGUUUGCGGAUGGUGGUUGGACAUCUGCUCUCUUGCCAUGUUCGACGCCACUCUUCGAGAUCGCGAAACUUCGUUCCGUAUGGCUCCCGGCACUUCCAUGUUCAUACAUUGGCUCAUCGGGAUGAUUUACGUGUACUACUUCGCGUCAUUCAUAUUGCUUCUGCGGGAAAUACUUCGACCCGGUGUACUUUGGUUCUUGCGCAACUUGAACGAUCCCGAUUUUUCUCCGCUGCAAGAGAUGAUUCAUUUGCCGAUACUCAGACAUGCUCGUCGAUUGGUUGCAUCGGCGAUCAUAUUUGGUUCAGCAAUUUUGUUGAUACUUUGGUUACCAAUUAAGAUACUUAGGUCGCUAUUACCAGGCUUUUUGCCUUACACCGUCACAGUUCAGGCAGAAACUCAAAUAAACGAACUUUCUCUAGAAUUACUAUUGCUCCAAGUUGUUUUGCCAGCGCUUCUAGAACAGUCUCACACCCGUACCUGGCUAAAAUCUUUGGUACGCGGAUGGUGUCGCUCCAUAGCUUGGUUACUCAAUCUGCAAUCGUAUCUUCUUCCGCAACCAAGAAACGACGAGGCUCCCGCGGCUGACGAACCCGCCGAGCCAAUAAACAAUCACAAUAACGACCUUGGAGCCGCUCAUCAGGCUCUGCUCAAUCGCGAGGGACCGAUGGGAUAUCAGCCCUACGUCAGACCCAAAUGGUUCGGGGCACGAUUAGUUGGUUUGAUGGUAUGCGUGUGCGUUUCUUUGGUUUUGGCUAGUUUGAUUGCUAUGACCCUGCCCGUAUGGAUCGGCAGACGAGUCAUGGCAGUUUGGGUAGUCGGAGCUCCGGCGCCGUCGCCACCUAUUUUACCGCCAGCUUAUAUACCCGCUGCAAGCAAAGACGACACGAACCCAGUGGUUUCAGUGCUCUCGGAAACUCGAGUUCACGAAGUUUAUACGAUUGCGUGUGGAACUUAUUUGUGUUGGGCAGCAGCGCGUACCUUAGCUUUAGCCAUGUCGUGGUUGCCACGAGGACGAAGGGCUAUUUUGGAACGUAUAAAACAUUGGGUUUACAUUGGCUGCAAAGCUUACGUAUCUUUUGUCCUACUCUUCGGUAUUAUACCGUUGCUAUUUGGAUUACUACUGGAAUUGGUCGUCGUUGUACCCUUACGAGUACCGCUCGAGCAAAGUCCAAUACUAUUCGUCUGGCAAGAUUGGGCCCUUGGAGUUCUUUACACGAAAAUUGCUACAGCUGUUACCAUGAUGGGACCUGACUGGCAUUUGAAGUUCACUAUUGAGCGAGCAUACAACGACGGCAUUAGAGAUAUGGAUCUGCGAUUCAUCAUACAAAAUCUCGCAGCUCCGGUGAUCUGUGUCUUCGGACUUGCUUUAGCGAUACCAUAUGUGAUAGCCAACGGCUUAGUACCUUUGUUCAUAACUAACGCACCAAUGCAGAUAGUGAUUGCACGGCGAAUCUAUCCAUUUGUAUUGGUGAUGGGUAUUUUCAUAGCGGUGAUUAGUGUUCAGAUCACGUCAUUCAAAAAGUUGUAUGAACACAUUAAGAACGAUAAGUAUCUUGUCGGACAGAGACUCGUAAAUUACGAGCACAGAAACAGACAGCAGCAAGCGCAAGAACAACAAGAGCAAGCAGUUGACAGUUAACUGACUUAGUUAAUGCUUCGGAAUUACAAUAAUUUGAAAGAACUCAAAUUGUUCGGUGUGAUGUUUGUUAUAUCAAAAUAUGUAAAUUUUUUAAAUAUUAUAAUUCAUUAUAGAAUUAAUUUCUUUUCUAAUAAAUUGUGUGGGAUGGCUACUUCAAAAAAGUGUAGAUAGUGUGAUUUAGAAACAAUUCAAGAGACAAGAUUCACUGAUCAUGAGUCGAUUAUUAAAAGCUUUAUUGUUUAAUAUUUUAUAGAAUUAGCAUAGUUACAGAUGUAAACCGAGGUUUUUUUUAAUAUGAUUUUAUAAAACAUUGAAAUCAUUAACUAUUAAGACUCCGACUGUUGUAUUACGAUCAGUGUUGACAGUAAAAGUGAAAAAUUAUCAACUCCUCCCGAACAUUAUUAACAGAUGAUGCACACUAUGACUGCCCUACUUUUGGAUUUUUCAGAUCGAAAACUUUUGAAACAUCAACUGUAACCUUUGUAAAAAUUAAAGAUAACACGCGCAGUUACUUUUGUAUAUUAUCUUUAUACAAUCUAUCUCAAUUUUGCACAACUGAA
Trichogramma pretiosum is the source of this 3961-nucleotide messenger RNA. It is a transcript of the gene MARCH6, whose product is annotated as E3 ubiquitin-protein ligase MARCH6. The coding region runs from base 417 to 3401 and encodes 994 amino acids. Lineage: Eukaryota; Metazoa; Arthropoda; Insecta; Hymenoptera; Trichogrammatidae. Gene Ontology annotation, cellular component: endoplasmic reticulum membrane. The record is from RefSeq and is a predicted model, not a curated record. Gene Ontology annotation, molecular function: zinc ion binding. The transcript has 9 exons.